GAGGCUUUAGGAUGACGAGCUGCCGCACGCUCGCAUUCACACCUCCAUACAUCCUGCAGGAAAUACUCACUUGGUCUGUGUGAAUAUUGUGCAGUGUUUGAUGGUGGACUCCUCUGCUCCCUCAGUAACAUGGACUGUCCCCCCUUGCAGCUCAGCAUUAUGGGCCUGAAACCAGUAGAUGUUGUUUUUUCACGAGUAAAGCUCUGAAUCUGAGUCUGAACUGCAGCUGCUUCUUAUUGAAUCCUGACCCUCAGUGUCUGUUUGAAUUCUCAGAGUUGCUAAAAUGCCUUUCAUGCCGGUGAAGUUCAACCUGCAGAAGCGGGUCAAGCUGGCUCAGGGUCUAUGGAUGCUCUACUGGUUUUCAGUCAUCGCAGGGAUCCUCAUCUUCAGCCUCGGCAUCUUCUUCAAGAUUGAGCUGCGGAAGAGAAGUGAGAUGAUGGACAACAACGAGAGCCACCUGGUGCCCAACUUGCUGAUCCUGGUGGGAUUGCUGGCUUGCGGCCUUAAUGCCUUCGGAGGGAAGGUGUGCCAUGACUCUCUGGAUCCCAUCAAGUUCUCCAAAUGGAAGCCGAUGUUGAAGACAUAUUUGCUGCUGUGCUGCGGCUUCAACGUGUUGCUGGUACUCGUGUCGCUGCUCUGCUUCCUUAUGCAGUUCUCCGUAUACCUGACACUGGCCGAGGGCCUGAGUUACGCCAUCCGGUUUUACAAGGACACGGACACGCCAGGGCGCUGCUUCAUGAAGAGGACGCUGGACAUGACGCAGAUCGAGUUCCACUGCUGCGGGAACAACAAUUUCAGGGAUUGGUUUGAGGUUCAGUGGAUCAGCAACCGCUACCUGGACAUGAGCAACGAUGUGGUCAAAGAUCGAGUCCUCAGUAACGUGGAGGGGAAGUAUCUGAUGGACAGCGUCCCAUUCAGCUGCUGUAACCCCGGGUCCCCCCGGCCCUGCAUCCAGCACCACCUGACCAAUAACUCUGCUCAUUACGACUAUGACCACCGCACAGAGGAGCUCAACAUCUGGACCCGGGGCUGCCUUGAGGCCCUCUUCUCCUAUUACAGCAGCCUGAUGAGCAGCAUUGGUGUUUUUGUCCUCUUUGCCAUCAUCCUGGAGUCUGUGGACAUGGCAGGGCUGAAGUACUUGAGCACAGCGCUUGAGACGAUGGCAGAGCCGGAGAACCCCGAGUGUGAGAGUGAGGGCUGGCUGCUCGAGAAGGGCGUCAAGGAGACGUUCAGCGAUCUGCUCACCAAAUUGAAGACCCUUGGGAGGACCAACCAGGUGGAAGGCGGAGAUGCUCCAGAGGCCAACACCUGAUAGCCAAACCCACCACAGAGGACUGAUGUCUCCCCUUCUCUUCACCCCCCUCAAAUGCCAUCUCUCCCCCCAUAAGAGGGAGAAAAGAACUGUAUAUAAGCCACACAUGCACAUUAAUGUGAACAUUUGAAUUUCCUGUGAAUGUCGAUAUUUUCUGUAAAUAUGUUAAACAGAGUUUAUUUUUAAAAAAGAGGAACGUGCUCCUGUAAUUAAAACAUCAUCACCCCUUUCAGAGUAGCAGUUCCUGUCAGGCGGUGGUUAGACCAUCAGACAGCAUCGGGUCCCAGUGAGUCUAUUCCCACCAAUGUGUCUGAGUGUUGCAGUUCCGUGUUUGUCCAGCAGGGAGCACACAGCCAAGACAGCACGGAUCCAUCGACGUCAUCAUUAGUGUAAAAAGAUCAACCUAGUUAUUAUUUCUUACAUCCAGAUGUUUGAAUGUGUGUCAUUUCUGCUGGCUUUCUCCAGCAAUCACUGGAGACUUUAACAUGAGAGAACAAACCACUAAGCAGCACACAACGUACCAGUGCUGCCAUCUGUGAGAGCAGGCAGCAAUGACAGAGGUUCAUACACAGCAGCAUGACUCCUGUAUAAAACUCCUGUCAGUACAGAGGCUCAGAUGGUGUUCACACAGCUGUACUUAUUGCCUGUAUACGAAACAUGCACAUGCAGGUGUAUAUACAGGUGUAAAGUUAAUGUAACUGAUGUAGGACUAACAGAAACGGCACAUCUUGCAUUAUUAUAAAGGCCGGUGUGCACAGGUGUAUACAGAGCUAAGCACAUAAACUAC
This is a messenger RNA of Pundamilia nyererei, 2099 nucleotides long. It is a transcript of the gene prph2b, whose product is annotated as peripherin 2b (retinal degeneration, slow). Gene Ontology annotation, biological process: visual perception. The transcript is spliced from 3 exons. Lineage: Eukaryota; Metazoa; Chordata; Actinopteri; Cichliformes; Cichlidae. The record is from RefSeq and is a predicted model, not a curated record. Gene Ontology annotation, cellular component: plasma membrane. Bases 284 to 1312 code for a protein of 342 amino acids.